Boleophthalmus pectinirostris (great blue-spotted mudskipper) is the source of this 1766-nucleotide messenger RNA. It is a transcript of the gene b4galt2, whose product is annotated as UDP-Gal:betaGlcNAc beta 1,4- galactosyltransferase, polypeptide 2. The coding region runs from base 1 to 1143 and encodes 380 amino acids. Gene Ontology annotation, molecular function: glycosyltransferase activity. The transcript has 7 exons. Lineage: Eukaryota; Metazoa; Chordata; Actinopteri; Gobiiformes; Gobiidae. The record is from RefSeq and is a predicted model, not a curated record. Gene Ontology annotation, biological process: carbohydrate metabolic process.
AUGACCCGGCUGAUGUUGGGCCGGACUCUGGAGCGCAUCUGCAAAGGCGUGCUGCUGCUAUGCCUGCUCCACUUCCUCAUUAUGAUGAUCCUGUAUUUCGACGUGUACUCCCAGCGCUUUGACCUCUUUAGUCGCUUCAAUAAUGGACGCAACGGCUCCAGGAACAAUAUCAGCAGCAGCGGGCAUCAUUAUUACUACUACAAUCUGUCCAGGCCCAAUGGGACGAUGGCCAGUUUCUUAGCGACCGGAGAGCAGGUCGGAAUAAGCACGCAGGCGGAGACCAAUCAGACGCCUUCACCCAAACCUCUGCCCCCCUGCCCCGAGAACCCGCCUGGACUGGUGGGUCGUCUGUUGAUUGAGUUCAGUUCCCAGAUGACCAUGGAGCGUGUGCAAAAGGAGAAUCCCAAUGUUACCGAGGGAGGCCGCUACAGCCCACCCGACUGCAGGCCCAGGUGGAAGGUGGCCAUCAUCAUCCCAUUUCGACACAGAGAGAACCACCUGAAAUACUGGCUGCACUACCUCCACCCCAUCCUCAGACGACAGAGAAUCGACUACGGCAUUUAUAUCAUCAACCAGUUGGGUGAGGACACAUUUAAUCGUGCCAAGCUGCUGAACGUGGGCUACAGCGAGGCCCUGAAGGAUGCUGAGUACGACUGCUUCAUCUUCAGUGACGUGGACCUGAUCCCCAUGGACGACCGCAAUCUGUACCACUGCUACGACCAGCCGCGCCACUUCGCCAUCGCCAUGGACAAGUUCGGAUUCAGGCUGCCGUAUGCUGGUUACUUCGGAGGCGUUUCGGGGCUCAGUAAAAAACAGUUUCUGAAAAUUAAUGGAUUCCCAAACGAGUACUGGGGUUGGGGAGGAGAGGACGAUGACAUCUACAACAGGAUCACUCUGAACGGGAUGAAGGUGUCCAGACCGGACGUUCGAAUCGGCCGCUACCGAAUGAUUAAACACGAGAGAGACAAGCACAACGAGCCCAACCCCCAGAGAUUCAACAAGAUCCAGAACACCAAGAACACAAUGAAGAAAGACGGCAUUAGCUCUCUGACCUACAAACUGCUGGAAGUGCGGCGAUUUCCCCUUUACACAAACAUAUCAGUGGAGAUCGGCAAGCCCCCUCCUCGCCCAUUCAAAGGAUAGACCCCGCCAGACUGGCAUCAGACUGGUAUCUCGGCAUUAUCCCGUGUUAUACCCCCCACAAGCACAUUUUCUUCCUGUAUUCGUAUUGGGAUUUCCGCUCGCCAUAGUCUCUCUGCAAUCAGGACAUUAGGACGGCAGACUUCGUUUCUAUGGAGAGUGCUUGAGAUAUCACUGACCAAGAAGACGUGCUGCCAAAAACUUGUUGGAGCAGUUCCACCAAGAAUCAUUUGAGAACUGGAAGCCCUCCAAAAGCGUAUCAAGUCGGGGUAUUCACUGAUAUAAAAGUCUCCUGGUACACUUGGCAAGCAAGGUCAAGAAAUUAUCACUAAAACUGUAUAAAAUUGCAGGUAAUGGAGAAUUCAACGCGGUUUUCUGGACUAUGGCAUUUUACAUUGAGAUGGCAUGCAGUGAUAAAGCAUCGGAUUGUAUAGAGGAGAUUCACACUGACAUUUUGGGACUUAUUUCCUCGAGUAUUGAAUGUGAUUCGUGCCUGCAACUUCCAGCAGAGGACAUCGAACUGUGCUACAAUGUGUUGAUCAAACCACGACAAACUUUUUAUAUCUGUCUUUAAACUGGAAGCGACUCAAAGAAGAGACUGAACGUUUGAAUAACUGAUUUCUUUU